GCUACAUAUAGCAUUUCAUACCGAAAGUGAACUCUAUUGCGUUAGACUUAACGGAGUACUAACAUGCUACAGUAUACUUUGCAAAAAGUUGACUUGGGAUCAGCGAUGAGAACGAUCAUAACCUCAACGAUUUUCCAUUUUCACGCGAAUUCGUUUUAAUUUUGCGACGCAUAAGUGAUCUGUCUAAUGAAACAAUUAACGGAGGUGAAAUCCUUAUUAAAUUUCCUUGGAGCGAAGCCUAUCAUAGUGUAAUAAAUAUAAACCAAAGGCAAUCGUGUGUAAAUGUGAUGUCAAGAUUUUUCAAGAUGUAGGCUGUGCAGUAAGGAGUGACUAAAUUCUGUAAUUCGUUUAUAUUAAGAAUUACAUAAAAAGUUUAAUGUUUAAAUGACAUUAAUAAAAAAAUAUACGAAUUUAAAAUGGAUACUAAAAGUCUUCAUUCCAAACAUCCAAAAAAAAUGAAACCCAGUAAGGACAAACAGGAAGUGUUUGUGCUAACUCCGGACAUUUUGAAAAAACUGGGUAUCAACAUAGACAACGCAGAUUCAAGCCAAAUAAUCCCUCCGGAUGUGAACACAAACAGUUUCUCAAAUUCUGAAAUAUCAAGUGCAGAAAAUGUACCUGCAUCAACCUAUAGUCCAAAACCAUCUGAUACUUCAAUUUUAGAAACUGCGAGUUUGAUGAUGAAGUCGGUUUUUUUGAGCCCAACUUUUAUUCCCACCGUUGCAAAUGUAACUGCAGGUGAAGUUGAACUUUUAAGCAAUAAUAAUAUAGAGGAGACUUUUAUGGCAACUGAUUCAGUUGAGCCACAAACUCCUGUUUUGAUUCCUGAAGUGAAUAACAAAGGUGCAGGUGUACCUGACUCAAUUGAUAUUCUGGAACAAUGUUACACGGCAGGUCUAGAUCAAUAUAACACCACUCUAAAUGGAGAACAUAUAAGUGUGUCUGAAACUGAUGAAGGGUACUUAGAUAAACAUGUUGAUGGAAAUAAAAUACAAGAAGAUAAUAAAAUGACACUUAAUGAAAUUCCCAGUGAUAUGGGAAAUAGCGUAGAUAACGUGGAUGGAGCAUAUAAUGAAGACUUGUUAAAGGAUCUUUGCAGUAAAGAAUUGAUUGCAACAGGCAGAAAUUCUCCUUAUAUUUCUUCUAAUGAUGUUGAAAUGGUAAAUCCUGCCCCUAAGCUUGCACCUAAAAUAAACAUAGUCUCUGAAGAAACCAUUGCUCUGUCAGAACUUAGAAAGCUCAAAAGCACCCAGUUUUCAAAUACAAAUACACUCACUCCAGUUACUAUUAGUAGUAUAGUUGACACAAAAAUGAAUAAUGCUUACAGAGAAAAUCUUAAUAAUAAACAUUUAAAUAAUUAUGAGAUAUCACAUUCAAAAAAACUUGGAAGUGAAGAGAAGGUAAAUAAAUUAAAUCCUAAGCUUAGUAAUGAAUCCAUACCAACAAAUCCUACACCUAGUGAUUUUUUACAGGGGAUUGAUACCGAAAAAGAAGUGAUAGGCAUAGGUGGGAAUUCCCCUCCACAAAAGGAAUCAUGUGACAAAGUCAGUAAAAUCUCAAAUGAAAUUAUAGUAACUGACGUACUACCUGAUUGUCAAAUGAAUGGUCAUGACAGUUAUGCAGAAGACAAUACACCUGCAAAUUUGAAAUUAGUUAAUGAUCUUGAUAUAAAUGGAGACGCUCUCGUUAUUGAUAGAAAUUCAAAGACAACAGAAAUUUGUAAUGGACGGAUAGAUGACGAAGUAGCGUCUAAUAAAAAGGAAAUUCUUCCUGGAAUUGAAUGUAGAUGCGAUAAUAAUAAUGAAGGAAAAUCUGACAAGCAAGAAGAAACAGUAAUUGAAAAAACUAAGACAGAUAGUGUAAAUCUAAACACUGAAAUGAAAUCUAAUCGCAAGGAAAGUAGUAAUUUAAAACAAAGUUUUGAUGAAGAUUGCAGUGUAAAAAACAAAUCUACUCAAAUAAAAGAAAACAAGUUGGCUAGUAUGUUAAUUGAAACCAAAAAUCUCUCAGAUAGCAAUGCAGAUAAAAAAAUAGACAAAGUAAAGGAGAUAGCUGCAUAUUUAAGGAAAUUUUCUCACAUAUAUACUGAUAAAAAGAAAACUAAACUGGCCCUUAAGAAUGAUGUAAUGAGGAAAGAAGCAAUAAAUUCCAAUAUUAAUACGACUGAAUCAAAAUUAUGCAUUCAAGGUGUUGAAAAGCCUGGUGGAACAAAUAUUGAUAGUGUACGCACUAGUGAUUGCAAAGUUAUGAAAACUUACACUAGGCGUAAUCCUGUGAAGACAACUAAAUCGCACACAUCUAUAAUACGUAAGACUGAGACAAUCAUCGUAGAUGAUGCCCAGGAGUACACACUCCAUGCAGUAAACAUUUUAACACCAAAUCAAAAUCAACAGUUUUGUUUAUGUUUUGAUUUUGGACACCUAUCUUAUUACGAUAGUGAUAAUUUGUAUGAGCAUAUACAUUUCUGGCGCCAUAACACAGCAAAUUGUGACAUGGAUGUAAUAUUUUCCAUUUACAAUGAUGAGAUAGAGGUUAAAAACGAAACGUUAGUAGAUACAGAGGAGAAGACUGAUGAAAACGAUGAAACAUAUAAUGUUUGUUGUAAUGUUUAUUCUAAAGAAUAUUCGGAUCAUUUAGAUAAUUGUGAUAAUGAUGCUGUGCCAUCCUUAGAACCUGGACAUAUUACUCAUGAUUCGAAACAUGCUGAUGCUGUGGAUACUCCACAAGUGUCUGUGUUGAAUAAUGAAUCGCCGAAAGCAAAUUCGCCGAAAGCAAUUUCUCCGAAAGCAAUUUCUCCGAAAGCAAUUUCGCCGAAAGCAACUUCGCCGAAAGCAAAUUCGCCGAAAGAAAUCGAUCAAGCUCAAUCUACAACUAAUUUAAAUGUAGUUGAUGUUAUAGAAGUUAUGGAUGAAGGUGAGGUUGAUAAAGCGGAACUAGACAAAAGUGUGAACAUAAAAGAUUCAGAUAAAUCUUCCAAUACUGAAUGUAACGAAAGAGUCGAAGCUGCGACAGCUACUGCAUCUGAAAGUGACUGCAUUAAUCCCAGCAAGAGCACAUCGCGUCUUAAUUCAACAUCUGAUUGCGCGGUAGAGUCGUCAGAGGCAACUAUGACAAGUGAUGUUCACAGCAAGAAGCGCAAAUUAUCGUCAUCAAUAUCGAUAACUAGUGGUGAGCCAUCUCUUAAGAAGAAAAUUAAGUGUGGGGUAUGCAACGGCAUAUUCUCUGCAGCGGAAUGGGAGAGCCAUGUUGAAACUCAGCAUGAUCUAAUUGCUUGGAAGGCGGGUACUACCCUUAAUUUAGAUGACCCCGAAUUGAAGAAAAAACUCAAAGAAAAAAUUAAAUCGGUUGGCCUACUGAAGUGUAGUUUAUGCAACGUGGAAUUUAAAAAAUUAAAUCGGUUCAUAGAACAUGUUAAAUACUGCAUUCAGAAUAAGGGAAAUCAAAAACCAGAGAAGCCUGCGCGCAAAUCAAGAAUAGUAGCAGAUGAGAAAGUAACUUGUGGUGUUUGUCAGAAAACCCUGUUGUCUUCCAAUUGGCUAGAACAUAGCGGUAGGAGCCACAACUACUUGGCUUGGAUUGAUGGACAAGAUACUUUAAAUGUGGAAAACGAAUCAGACGUGAGGCAGCACCUGCAGAAUAUUAUUCGAAUAAAUGGAAAGCUGACUUGUUACAAAUGUGGCUUGUCUCGCAGCCGUGUGAAGUUGUAUCUAGCCCAUGUGAAAACUUGCGACGGUACUGGGACAUCCUUGGAUGAAACCUCAACCACUAUUGAACUUGACUGUUCAAGUAUUCAAAACGAAACCGUGGAAGAAUCUACUGAAACCGCAAAUGUAAAAUGUGGUGUUUGUCAAAACGAUGUGACGGACUCUGAAUGGCUAAACCACAUAGCCAAAGAACAUACAUAUUUGGCCUGGCGCGAGGGAGAAACACCUUUAAAUGUGGACGAUGAAGAAUUAGUGUGCGAAUAUUUGAAGCAGCUAAUUAGAGAGUAUGGAGGCUUGACUUGUCACAAAUGCGGCUUAGUGCGUAAACGCGGUAAAUUGUAUUUGGCGCACGUUGAAACCUGUGAUGGAACUGGCCAAGCCGAUAUUUCGUUAGUUAAUACCACUCUAAAUACUACAUUAAAUACUACAACUCAAUCGACUGAUGUAUGGAUCGAAGUGCCAGUCGAAGGGGAAGAGAGAAAAGUGGUGAAAUGUGGAGUUUGCUCUCAAGAGGUGCCUAUCGUAGACUGGAUCAAGCAUAUAGGCAAGGAACACGACUAUUUGGCGUGGCGAGACGGAUCUACACCACUGGACUUGGAAGACGAGCUCGCAGUAAAAUCCCACCUCCUUGAUGUAUCGAGGCAGGCUGGCGGCCUCACGUGCAACAAAUGCGAGAAAAUUAUAAAGUACCCCAAGGUUUAUGUACAACAUAUAAAGGAGUGCAAUACGGGACCACUCGACUCUAGUAAGUUAGACACUUCAUCAUCAAGCAGGAUUGAUUCAUACAGUCAGAAUAAAGUCAAAGAUGAGAUACUGACUUGCGGUGUGUGUGCGAGUAAGGUUGAAAGUGCUCUAUGGAUAAAACAUAUAGAAAAGAACCAUCAUUAUAUCGCCUGGGUAGAUGGGGAGACACCUAUCGAUAAAGAAGACUCUGCAAUGGUACAAAAGCAUUUGUACGAUUUGUCCAAGAUCUUGGGUGGUUUGGUGUGUACGAGCUGUGGACUGAAGAGGAAGUAUGUCAAGUCCUACCUGGAUCAUAUCGAAGUAUGCGACAAGAGAUAUAGCAACGACGAUACUGUGUACUCGGAACACGAAAUUGUUGAAUGUGCUAGAUGUGCUGAGAAAGUGCCACAAAAGGCUUUUCGGAAACAUGCGAUGAAGGAACACUAUAACAUUGCCUGGGCGGUUGGAGACAAUCCUAUAGACCUAAAUAAUCCGUAUGUUGUUGAAAGCUAUUUGAAAGAGUAUCACCACGCGAACAACAAAUUAGUUUGUAAGGUGUGCCGUAAAAGCAGAGUGUCUUAUGUCGGCUUCUAUGCUCAUAUCAUAGCCUGUGGUAAAACUGAAGAGGAAACGGAUAUGUACAAAAAUGUUUGCGAUUUAUGUAACAAUAAGUACCUGAUUAUAUACAAAAGUCAGCAUAUGACCAUGCAUCGAGAGAAGGAGUAUGCUUUGGAACGCAAGCAGCUCGCCCUUAAGGAAGAAGAAAUGAAGAAAGAGGAACCCUUGGAAGUCACGCCGACUGGACGUAGAAGGGCUGCUGAAAGGGCAAAGACCGUGAUAGAAAAGUAUAAGAACUGCCUAGAAGAUGGUAGUUAUCACUGUUCAAAAUGUGGUUUCAAUUCGGAAAUUGAAAGUGAACUGACGGAUCAUGUAUGCGUAGAAAAUAAAUGGGUUGACGCAUCAGACUCUGAUGAUUCGGUUAAGUUAGAAAACUGUUCUGACGAAGAAUCUGAAGAGUCGGACGUUGAUUCUAACGUGUCUGACGAGGAACACCUGGAGCGCGAAGAGACUCCUAUUAGGAAGAAAUUUUCACCAGAUUCAAGUUAUAAAGAGAGCACAAAAGUAAGUCGAAUACCAUACCAAAUAAAGGAUAUUAGUAAAUAUAUGAAGAGAAGCGCUGAAGAAUUUUUUAAAACUUAUUUAACAGAAGAGGAACUAUUUACGCAGUGGCGUUAUUGUGAAAUAGAGGAAGUGAAUGGAAAUGAGUUGGUUAACUUCAUGCCACCUGUUGAAGAGUCCUGCAAAGUUAGGUUCGAUGAGACUGAUGAUUGGAAGACAUUUAAACGACUUGAAGCUGAAAGACUUAAAGACAGGGUAGUAAUGUUCGUGGGCGCCAGUAUCCAGUGCAUGCGCUGGGCCCCCGCGACAUCAGCAGCAGUGUCGCACUACCUGGCCGUGGCCACGCAUCGCGACGCCGACACGCCGCGUGUGGGCGCCGACGUCACCCACUCCGGUCCUGGAUUGCUGCAAAUUUGGGAUUGCGGGGAUGUUGUAAGGGAUAAACCACGGUUUGCAUUAGGCCUUGUACACGACUUCGGGACAAUAUGGUCGAUAGACUGGUGUCCGUCCGGAGCGAGGGAUGCGGAUGACGUCACUCUCGAACCGAGCCGAAUGCAUAGACUAGGCUUAUUAGCUGCAGCUUGCUCUAACGGCGCAGCUUAUAUCUUCGCUGUGCCUUAUCCAUCGUCUAUAACGGAAAAGGAGAAUCCAUUUUAUAAACUUAAGCCGAUAGUGGAAUUGAGGCUAGCGAGUAAUGAAAAUAGAAAAGUAUAUCAAGCUACUGCCGUCAAAUGGUCUAUGCAAAAAGGUCAUUCUCACGUAGUGGUCGGAUAUGCGGAUGGGACGACUGCAUACUAUGACCUAAAUGGAGAUUCGCCAUUGCUGCGGACCACAGACAACAAUAUGACAGUAUUUUAUCCAUUUCACGAUGAGCGCGUUCUAAACUCUUGUAUAGAAGAUGUGGACAUAUACCCUUCCGCCGCGGGUAUGCUCCGCGCGGGCGGCGCGGUGGUGGCGGGCAGCGCGGGCGGCGCGGGCGCGGGCGCGCUGCAGUCGCACGUGCCCGCCGCGCGCGUGCUGCACCCGCCGCACUGGCCCGCCGCCAUGCUGGCGGGGACGACUCUGCUAUAUACCCUCCGCGCGGGCGGCGCGGUGGUGGCGGGCAGCGCGGGCGGCGCGGGCGCGGGCGCGCUGCAGUCGCACGUGCCCGCCGCGCGCGUGCUGCACCCGCCGCACUGGCCCGCCGCCAUGCUGGCGGGGGACGACUGUCUAGUGAACCAAUCAGUGAACGAGCUGGAGUGGUGGGGCGGCGGGCGGCGGCUGGGCGGGUCGCGCUGCGCGGCGGGGUGCGCGUGGAGCGGGCGCGUGGCGGCCGCCGCGCCGCCGCUGCUGCGCCUGCUGAGGCUGCACCCCUGCUACCCCGACGUGCACAAGCAGGUUAUAGGCUUAAUCGAGAUGAUUCCGCUGGGAACUAAACGGAAGCGGCAGAACGAUGAGCUGUCUAUGAUCGUAGAGCCGACCACAUACAGCGAGUCGGUGAAGAAGUAUGGCAUCGAGUACAAACAACUCGCCAUCAAGAAUAGAAAAAUACAACAGAAGUUGUCGGCGACGCCCCGCGACGCGUACCCGGAGCGCUACCCUUUGUCCGACGUGACUGCCUUGCAGUUCUGUCACACCUUCGAGCUGCAACACAAGCUAGCCGUGGCGAUGCACGCUGGCCUCAUCUUCAUCGUCAACGUAUGAUACUUAAUUUACUAUUAUUUUAUAUGUAAACAUCAGUGGGAUAGUUCUAUAAGACUUUAAUCGGGUUCCGAAUCCAAUCUCAAUUAUGUAUCAUGUAAGAUACUUACAUGAUCUUUGGUUGGAUCGAUUUCUAAUCGCGAGUAUUUGCUUUUCAAUGUUAUUGAGGUUGAGUUUGGAUUGGACGUAUUUUGGAUAAUUUUUAAUAUCGAUAUUUGGAAAGUAUCAAUGUGAUACCUAACGAAUUGAAUUGGAUUGGAGCUUUGCCGUUAUAGGGGUUGUCGGCGUAAGAAUAUACUUAAGAAUAUGUGAAACAUUUUUAUCGAUAUGAUAAAUAGUAACUUAUAAGAAAACAUGAGUAAACUGUGCUCUGCAACCUUGUACAUGUCUACCAUAUACAUAUAUCGAAUUACUUUAAAGAAGGGCCAAACUUUUAAUCUCUAAUGUCACAAAAAAUAUGUAAUGUUAAAAGUGGCUAUUCACAUAAAUGUCUAUGUAUCAGACAUGUCAGAACAAUGGAAGAAAAGCUUCAACACUAAUCUUAUCUGCCAGUUUUAAAUAUGUACUUUAUAUUAAAAUUAAAAACUAAAGUACCGUGGUUAAGAACAGUUAAGAAAUAUCCUUAGAUUUUUUAGUUUUUUAGACUUUUAAGGGCCUUGCAGAGAGCUAAUCACAAAAUUUUAUACAUAAAAAAAUACCAAAGAAAAUAUUCUCAAACAAACGGAGUUUUUAUCGUAAUGCAUUUUAUAAUAGCAGGCUUUUAUCCGCAAUUGCAAAUUAUUGAAUGGGCUUUUUCGUUACAAUAAAACGAUAUAAUAUCUAUUCAGAUCUGUCAAUAUAUCAUAGAUUUGAAGAAGUGAGUACAUAGUUUGUGUUUCUGAAAUUUAUAUGGAGGUAGAGCACAAAACUAAGGCGGAUAAAAUCGAAAAAAAAAGUACUGAAAUUAACCUGAAAUUUUUGGAUUCGAUCUUCAAUAAAAUAAAUGUCGAGCAGCAAGAUAACAGUUGUCAUCUUGGAUGACUUAAGUUCUUUAAAGAAACCUGUUAGGUACGAAUAAGAGCGCGAUGAAUAAGCGUUCUGUUCGAGGUGAGAUGAUCAAUAUAUCCUAAGAUUGACGUUAUCUAUAUGACCGAUUGUGUUGUUUGUGAUCGAUGUUACGGCUUAGAUGUGAAAUAGUAAGCUAGGAAACACCCGUAGGUAUACUCAAAGUUAGUGAAUUCGUUGAAGAAAUUAAUAAAGGAAAACAAUCAAUUUGGAAGAAUCGGUUUGAUAUUUGGUAUAAAAGUGUUAGGAAUACAUAAACUAAACAUAUAAAUACAUGUUUAUUGAGGAAAGCAUGGUGAAUUCUUGUUGAUAACAUGUAAUGUUUUUGUGAAGGAAAGAAACAAAAACUCCAUUCAGACAGCAUAGCUGUGUGCUAGCUAGAAUUUUUAAUAUAGGAAACUAUAAAAUAUGUAAUAUAUUAUAUUAAUUAAUUUACUGUAGUAUAUGUAUAUACAUAGUUUCUUUUAAGAUUUAUUACGUAUUAUGAUAAUUCAAUUUUAUCCCUUGUUUUAUUCAAUGUUAUUUUAUCUUAUAAUAUGUCUUUAUGUAUAAGUUAUGUUAAAGUGGUUGUUACUUUGAUUCCGUUUUAUAUUUCACGCACAUACAAAUGAAAGUUUUAUGUAAUAAUAAACAACAUGUGUAUUUAUUAGUUUACAAAAUAUUGUAUAGAGUUUUUUAUGUUAUGUAUAAACACAUAAAUAUGUAAAUUUUAUUUUUGUUACGUAUAAAUAGGGUUUAGUAUGUAAAAGGUAUGGAAGUCUCAAAUUGCUGGUACUUUUCUAUUAUUUGCCAGUUAAAGUAUGUGAAAACUGACGUGGCAGACAAAGUCUUGAAAUUAAAUGUUUUUCUUCAUCUACUUAGUUUUCGCCGCAAUUUUUAAAACUACUUAGUGUGCGUCUGCGUCUCUAGUAAAUGAUGCGUUUACAACUCACACGACUACUUUGUUUUUUUUAGAAGAUUACUAGAUAAUAAGUGGUAAAAUGCAUUAUCCGCUAUCUCUUGGAUUUCACUUAUUUUCUCUGCAAAUAAUAUUUUUACCGUAAUAUUCGUACCGUUUUUCAGCGUAACUACGCCUUCCUUUAGACUCAAUGGAAUUCAUGAAUACGGAUUGUAUUGUCGUGUAUUUUCGUAAGUUAUGAGCAAAAAAAUCGGUAGAAACAUGCUAGCAUAGCUAACUUAUGUAAACGAAUGGAUCGGAAUUGUUGAAUUUUAUUUGUUUCACUAUUUUCCUCUAUGGUUUAUUUAUUACGAUUUGAUGAAGGAUUAAGGGGAGGCCUACGUUCAGUAAUGGAAGGCAAUGGGCUGAUAUGAUGAUGACAUUUAUUAGGGUGAACAAAUGUUGGUAGAUUUUCAUGAACAUCACAUUAAUUAUAUAGGUAUAACGUAUAUAUUUUAUUCUGCUAUGAGGAUUCGAAGUCAUAGUUUCGUUAUCCUGCUAGAAAAUGUGUAAUCAUUAAAACUUCAAAUUGCCAUUUUUAUAAUAUAAAUGUGUAAGAUUAAUAUAAUGUGGCAGGUAUUUAUGUCAAACAAACCUUGUAAUUAAAGUAGCUGUAGUUUAUUUAUUCUUAGGCAAUAUCAGAAACUUUAUAUCGGAUUCUACAGUGAUAUUAUUAUUUAACUUCCUUGUAUAACUUGUUUGAUUGUGAUAUGCUUGUUGCAAUAAAACUUUUUAAAUAAAUA
This is a messenger RNA of Helicoverpa armigera (cotton bollworm), 9950 nucleotides long. RefSeq lists its product as uncharacterized. The coding region runs from base 417 to 7229 and encodes 2270 amino acids. Gene Ontology annotation, cellular component: transcription factor TFIIIC complex. Gene Ontology annotation, molecular function: protein binding. Gene Ontology annotation, biological process: transcription by RNA polymerase III. NCBI's taxonomy places the organism in Eukaryota, Metazoa, Arthropoda, Insecta, Lepidoptera, Noctuidae. The transcript is spliced from 30 exons. The record is from RefSeq and is a predicted model, not a curated record.